Molecule: messenger RNA, 1289 nt
Organism: Nanorana parkeri
Lineage: Eukaryota; Metazoa; Chordata; Amphibia; Anura; Dicroglossidae
Gene: IGFBP1
Product: insulin like growth factor binding protein 1
Exons: 4
Coding region: 345-1157 (270 amino acids)
Biological process (GO): regulation of insulin-like growth factor receptor signaling pathway
Cellular component (GO): extracellular region
Molecular function (GO): insulin-like growth factor I binding; insulin-like growth factor II binding
Source: RefSeq, a predicted model, not a curated record
UGCAGAUAUGGGCAGUUAGGCGUCACUGUUAAGCAAUAGAGUAUAAAGGGAAGGUUACAGGGCAUGUAGUGACCACCCAAAGCAAAGACAUUGCAGUAAUAAUCACAGUGUGUUUUUACAAAUAAUUCCUCAGGGCUAAUGAUUAAUCUGAGGUAAAACAUUAAUGUCGUAGGCCCCCCGGCAAUGCAUUGUAUAUAUGAAGAGCGGAACUGACACACAAGUAUUUAGGAAGCCUUCUUGACUGGGUUUCAGAGACUUCUCAUCACUAAGCUAUACUGCUGAUCUUACACACAAGAACAGCUCACACAACAUAGUGCUCUUAGUUAAAUACUUUCAAAAAGCUAAUGGCUAGAGAACACAGCCCCUGUACUUGGCUAUUAAAAGCCUCCCUGCUUUUUAUGGCAGUAGUGAUUUCAGUCACAGAACCACUGCACUGUGCCCAGUGCACUGAAGAGAAAUUAGCCCUUUGCGCACCAGUACCUGCUGAGUGCCCAGAACUGGCACGAGAACCAGGCUGUGGUUGCUGUUUGACUUGCGCACUAAAACGUGGGGAACCUUGUGGGGUGUACACCGCAAGGUGUGGAAAAGCACUUAGCUGUCAUGUAAAACCUGGAGAGCCCAGACCCCUCCAAGCACUUACAAGAGGACAAGGAAUUUGCAUGGAUGCAGAAGACUUAGAGAAGAUGAGAUCUAGCGAUACUACAGAAAUAAAGGACUACUCAGAACAUGAAAAUACUGCUCCAGAAGGAACUGAUCUUACACAGGACCAGCUCCCACCAUUCCUCCGACUGUUUCCUGAUGGUUUGGAUAAAUUUGAGGCCUGGAAUGCAAUUAUGUAUGAACGCAUAAAGGCAAAGAAGCUCUUUGAGAGAAAGAAAUUAAAGGACCAACCACAGGGACCAUGUCAGAAAGAACUUUACAAAGCAAUGGACAGAUUGGCAAAAGUUCAACAAAGAACUGGAGAAGACUUAUAUAGGUUUCACAUUCCCAACUGUAAUAGGAAUGGAUUUUACCAUAGUAAACAGUGUGAGACUGCUUUAGAUGGAGAACGAGGAAAAUGCUGGUGUGUCUAUCCAUUAACUGGAAAGAAGAUUCCAGGUUCUCCUGAAAACAAAGGCGAUCUUAACUGCCAGCAGUAUCUGAAUGCGCAAGAAUAGGUGCACUGAUGACGUGUAUAUUUUAUGUUUUCUGGACAACUACUGAACUAUUUAUUCAGACAUAUAUUUCCUGUCCCCUAAUAUUAUGUAUUUUUUCAUACCUAUUUAUGAGCAAAUAUUAUGGUCUAUGGU